Molecule: messenger RNA, 1947 nt
Organism: Brachypodium distachyon (stiff brome)
Lineage: Eukaryota; Viridiplantae; Streptophyta; Magnoliopsida; Poales; Poaceae
Product: dol-P-Man:Man(7)GlcNAc(2)-PP-Dol alpha-1,6-mannosyltransferase
Exons: 20
Coding region: 111-1628 (505 amino acids)
Biological process (GO): protein N-linked glycosylation
Cellular component (GO): endoplasmic reticulum membrane
Molecular function (GO): alpha-1,6-mannosyltransferase activity
Source: RefSeq, a predicted model, not a curated record
CAAAAAAAAAAAGAGCCCAAGCUCACAGUUCAGGCCUCGGGCUUCAGGCUAGCGGUUUGGAGUUUCUCCCCAAACGUGCGAGCUCCCUUGCGGCCUUGCCGGCCACCGAGAUGGCGCCGCCGCCGCCCCCUACGCCGGCGGCGAGGAUACUGAGAGAUUACGGGUGGGACCUGCUGCUCGGAUCGAUCGCCGCGUUCUACGCCGUCAUGGUGCCGUACACAAAGGUGGAGGAGAGCUUCAAUGUGCAGGCCAUACAUGAUAUUUUGUAUCACAAUCAUCACAUUGACAAGUAUGACCAUUUAGAAUUUCCUGGUGUUGUUCCUCGGACAUUUAUAGGAGCACUGGUAAUAUCUCUUUUAUCAUCGCCUGCAAUCCUCAUGAUGCGCAUAUUUCAUGUUCCAAAGGUUUAUAGCCUUCUAGCAGUUCGAUUAAUGUUGGGUUGUGUUACCCUGACAACUUUGAGACUUUUCCGAGUUGAGAUAAAAAGGAAGUACGGUCGGCAUGUUGAAGCAUUCUUUGUGAUACUAACUGCUAUCCAGUUUCACGUUUUGUUCUACUCAACUCGCCCCCUUCCAAAUAUCUUAGCUUUAGCUUUUGUAUGUGCUUUCUGUCAUGCAGUUAAUUUGGCGUACUCUUUCUGGUUCAAGGGAAAUUUCCUAUGUACAUUACAGGCAUUGAUCGUUGCAGCUGUUGUUUUUAGAUGCGAUAUGGUUCUGCUUCUUGGUACAAUAGGGAUUGCACUUUUACUGAGCAGGUCUUUUUCUCUUUUGGAAGCUGUAAAGUGCUGCAUAAGCACUGUCCUUGUAUGCAUCGGAUUCACAGUACUAGUUGACUCGAUAAUGUGGCAGAGAAUCCUGUGGCCAGAAUUCGAAGUUUUCUGGUUCAAUUCAGUUCUGAACCGGAGUUCAGAAUGGGGUACACAUUCGAUCCAUUGGUACUUCACCUCUGCACUUCCACGCUCCAUGCUUGUAGCCUAUCCUCUUUGUUUGGUUGGUGCUCUUCUUGAUAGGAGGAUAGUGCCAUACGUGCUUCCAGUUGCCUUAUUUGUUGUACUUUAUUCAAAACUUCCGCAUAAGGAGCUUCGUUUCAUAAUUGCUUCAAUUCCCAUGUUUAAUGUGUCCGCUUCUUUGGCAGCAGGCAGAAUAUAUAAUAACAGAAAGAAAUCUGGGUGGAAUUUUCUUUAUGUUCUCAUGCUUGGCGCCUUCCUAGUCAGUCUAGGAUACUCUGCUGUGACUUUCAUGGCCUCCUACAGCAAUUAUCCCGGUGGCCAUGCUCUAAAGGCUCUACAUGAAGCAGAUUCUUCUGUGAAGGAAAAAACGGUUCACAUUGAUGCCUUUACCGCAAUGAGCGGAGUUUCCCGUUUCUGCGAAAAUGAAAAUCCUUGGAGAUACUCGAAGGAGGAAGACAUUUCCAUUGAAGAAUAUCAGAGAAGAAAUUUCACCUAUCUACUGAAUGAGCACCGCUACAUUAGUGGCUACAAGUGCUUGUUUGCCGUGGAGGGAUUCUCCAGAGCGAAAAUUCAACCCGGAAUUCCACCCAUUUCUCUGGUGAAAGUGCCGAAAGUGUUUGCACAUGGGAACACGAGAGAUCCAGAUAUUCUUUCGCUAGAUUGGCCCGGUUGUCCUUGAGGUGAGGAAGAGCUCAGAUCUGUCACAGGACCACUAACUACCAACAGUAAAAGACGCUGAGCGUGCGUGAAUCCAGGUGAAGCCAACUCUAGAAGGUACAGGUUCGAGGAAUGCCAUCUACUGUACCUCCCAGAGUAAGACUGAAAACACCGCAGUUUGGAGAAGAGAAAAUUCACGUGUGUGUGUUGGCCUCCUCUCUGUCUCUGACCUCGCUGUCCUUAUCUGAUAGACAAAUAUACAAAGGAACAAGAGGCACCGUGACAUGGUCUUUGCGAAAAAGUAUUCUAUCUACAGUGCGCCAGUGCGCUUGUUGUGUGUC